AUGCCUCCAGUAAGUUCUCUAGUUCCAACUAUGACACCCAAAUCGCCUUCUCCGGCAACCCACUCCCCGGUCCCGAUCAUGAAGAUGGACGAUGGUGAUUCAGUCUUCAAGUUUGAUCGGUCGGGUCCAUUCUUCUUCAUCAGUGGAAACAAAGAUAAUUGCCAAAAGGGUCAGAAGCUCAUCGUUGUUGUUCUGGCAGUCAGAAACCAACACAAAUCUCCCCCGGUGGCCAUAUCUCCGGCGUCGGUGGGUCAAACUCCGGCAUCGUCACCGUCACCAACAAAGUCCUCCCCUUUGCCAGCCCCAGCUACAACACCAUCUCCAAUUUCUCACACUCCGUCGUCAACGUCACCGUCACCCACAGGAUCCUCCCCUUCGUUGGCCCCAGCCACAACACUCAUACUGUCACCAUCUUUAAUUCUCACACUCCGCUGGCAACGUCACCCAUCUCUCCAUCUCCGGUGA
Molecule: messenger RNA, 465 nt
Organism: Cornus florida
Lineage: Eukaryota; Viridiplantae; Streptophyta; Magnoliopsida; Cornales; Cornaceae
Product: early nodulin-like protein 18
Exons: 1
Coding region: 1-465 (154 amino acids)
Molecular function (GO): electron transfer activity
Source: RefSeq, a predicted model, not a curated record